CGUUCUCCGUUGAUCCGUUCUUUUUUCCACGUCCGAUUCUACGUGUUGGCACUGCUGCACUUGGUUACCAUUAUUCGUCUGCUAUCUCAGUCAAGACAACACUGAAUCUAGUCUAUUUUCGCCAUGCUGAGAAGAGCAGUUUUACAAACAUUUCGCCAAGGACUAGCUCAAUCCUUCUACAAGAGAAAUGCGGUUUCACUAAGCGAAACUACCGUAACUCACCAACCCAUUGAGACGUCAAAUGAAGCCGAUGAGAAAUCCGUAUCCAAACAAAAGCCCGGCGAUGAAUCUGGGAAUACUGUGGUCGUAGCACCACCUGAAUUCAGGUUUAUGUACCCAGAAUUUCUCCCUGAUCCAGCCAUGGAAAGAAGGAAUAGGCUAAAAGAAAAACUUGAAAGAAUUGACAUGUUACAAAGGAGAUCAGUUGUUGAAAUCCCAGAAUUUUAUACUGGGUCAGUUAUGGCUGUGACUGUUGCUGAUGCAAAUUCUCCAAACAAAUUUGCAAGAUUUGUGGGUAUUUGCAUACAGAGAGGAGGAAGUGGCUUGCGGGCAUGGUUUAUUUUACGAAAUGUUGUGGACAAACAAGGAGUGGAGAUCCUUUAUGAAAUGUACUGCCCCCUUAUACAGAAGAUAGAAGUCCUUAGACUAGAAAGAAGACUGGAUGAAUCCUUGCUCUAUCUGAGAGAUGCACUACCAGAAUAUAGUACUUUCCCAUUGGACAUGGAACCAGAGAGAAGACUAAACAAUUCAGUUGUUCCAAUUAAUCCUCUUAAAGUAAAAUUACGGCCACGACCUUGGCUGGAACGGUGGGAGCGACAGAAUUUGCAAGGAGUAGAAGAUUUGAAUCUUCCGCAACGUUUCUACGACAAAGCCGAAAAAGUUGCAAAACCAUGGGAAAAAUACGAUCUCAUGUUACAGUACAGGAAAACUAUCCCAGCUGAAGAACAAGAGAAGAUAUUUGCCGAUGUUCACUCUCAAUUACAACAACAAGAGUUUAAAAGAAAAAUAAGAAGACGUAGAGGCACGGAUAAUGAACAAUAAUGUCCUGAGUGUAGUAAUAAUAAAAUUUUUCCCUUAUGA
Messenger RNA from Daphnia magna, 1080 nucleotides. RefSeq names its product 39S ribosomal protein L19, mitochondrial (gene mRpL19). Gene Ontology annotation, biological process: translation. Lineage: Eukaryota; Metazoa; Arthropoda; Branchiopoda; Diplostraca; Daphniidae. Gene Ontology annotation, molecular function: structural constituent of ribosome. The record is from RefSeq and is a predicted model, not a curated record. Bases 124 to 1041 code for a protein of 305 amino acids. The transcript is spliced from 5 exons. Gene Ontology annotation, cellular component: ribosome; mitochondrial large ribosomal subunit.